AUGUAUCAACAAUUGAAGGACAACAAACGUUGCCAAGUGUGUGGAGAUACUGCAUAUAUUUCUAACUAUGGAGCUUUAUCAUGUGCAUCGUGUAAAUCCUUCUUUCGUCGUCGUGGUUUUCAUCCUGAAAAUAUACCUAAAUGUGCUUUUUAUGAAAAUUGUCAUAUUACAGUAAAAUCGAGAAAAUUGUGUAGUGCAUGUCGUUUUACGAAAUGUCUUGAUGUUGGAAUGCAUCCAUAUCGGAUUCGAAAAGAAGAAAUUAUUGUAAGAAAACGAUCGUCCAAUGGAAUGCGAACUCCAUUAAAUCUUCUAUCGAAAGACGUAUCAUCUCUAAGUCCAACAAAUUGGGUAUUAUUAUCAAAUGUGAUUCAUGCAUUUGAUUCAUAUAGUCCUCUAUCUGAAGUACGAAGUACAAUUGAAGUUCUUACUAAUGUUUCACUAAAUGUACAAUACAGUGUACAACAAGCGCAAAAUAUGUUUAGUUCAAUUUGUCAAUCACUGCAGUUAACUGUUAGUUCAACGGCUGAUUUUCGAAUAAUGACAACUGAUGAACAAUUUUCUCUGCUUAAACGAAAUAUGGGCGGUGUUUGGACGUUUUAUUCUAUGGUUAUAUGUCAUCAAUGUAAUUUUCUUGAUAGUACAACAAGCAAAAGUAUUAUGGUACCCCUAUAUGGCGUUCAUAAUGUCGAGCGUGUAAGAUUAAUCAGCUUCCGACUUGAUCCUGAUAUCACACUUGUUAAACUUAUACUUAUGGUAUUAAGUUUUUCUUCGAAUUGUUUUGCAGUCAAGAAUGAUCAAAUUAAUAAAAGAGACAGCCUACUAAUGGGUACUUUUCGUCUAUUCGGUAGUCAAAAUGUAUAUACUGAAGUCAUGUGGCAAUACAUGUUGUAUAGAUAUGGAUAUUUCGAGUCUGCAAAACGUUUUCUGAUUCUUAUUAAAAUUAUGCUCGAUGAAAUAGAACUUGGAUCAAAGAUCUACGAGAACAAUCAAGUUCAUCAAGAUUUAGCAAAUGAAAUUGUUCAAGAAACUGCACGAUCAUGGGCUACUAAUAAUAGUGAAAGCGCACCCUUAUGGGGUAAAAAACUGUAA
This is a messenger RNA of Rotaria socialis, 1089 nucleotides long. NCBI's taxonomy places the organism in Eukaryota, Metazoa, Rotifera, Eurotatoria, Philodinida, Philodinidae. The record is from the annotation of a GenBank genome assembly.